GUCAAUGUGUAACUCAGCUGUGUACCAGCUCCCUCUGUUCAGCAGCAGCAGCGUGCAUUGCAUCGAUCCCGCUUCCUGGAAGGAGCCCAGCGUGAGUUGCCUGGCGCCUGUCCCCCUCGUGGGCCGGCUGCCUGAGGCCCCCACCCCCUCGGCCCAGCCAAGUGAUGCAACCCUUCCCACCGCCUGGGCACAGGACGGCCUGGGAACGGCUCCAUCCCCUCCCUUCAGACAUAAAUAGGCCUCGGUGGCCAGUGGCCUGGCCAGGAAAGAGGCCACCCUUGUCUCAGACGAGAGCUUAAGGGUCGCAAGAGUGAACCCCAUCAGAGAUGGCUCCUGCUGGCCUGAGCCUCGGCGCCACUGUCCUCGGCCUCUUGGCCUGGGCCAGCCUGGCCGCCGGGGACCGGGUUUAUAUACACCCCUUCCACCUCCUCGUCUACAGCAAGAGCAGCUGUGAGCAGCUGGAGAAAACUGGGGCAGAGACCCCCGCAGACCCGACAUUCGCGCCUGUCCCCAUUCAGGCCAAGUCGUCCCCCGUGGACGAGGAGGCCCUGCGGGAAGCGCUGGUUCAAGCCACCGAGGGGCUGGAGGCCGAGGACCGGCUGAGGGCUGCGAAAGUGGGGAUGCUGCUCAAUUUCAUGGGCUUCCACAUGUACAAGACGCUGAGCGCCACAUGGAGCGUGGCCGGCGGGGCUGUGUUCUCCCCGGUGGCUCUCUUUGGCACACUGACCUCCUUCUACCUGGGCGCCUCAGACCCCACGGCCAGAAGACUACAGGCCUUCCUGGGCGUCCCUGGGGAGGAUCAGGGCUGCACCUCCCGGCUGGACGGUCACAAGGUCCUGUCUGCCCUGCAGACCAUCCAGGGCCUUCUGGUCACCCAGGGUGGGGCCGGCAGCCAGGCCAGGCUGCUCCUAUCCACAGUGGUCGGCCUGUUCACGGCCCCCGGGCUGCGCCUGAAGCAGCGGUUCGUGCAGGACCUGGCUCCCUUCGCCGUCACCCUCCCACGCUCCCUAGACCUGUCCUCAGACCCAGAUCUCGCUGCUGAGAAGAUCAACAGGUUCAUGCAGGCGGUGACAGGGUGGAAGAUGGGCACGCCGCUGAGAGGGGUCAGCCCAGACAGCACCCUACUCCUCAAUACCUACGUGCACUUCCAAGGAAAGGUGAAGGGCUUCUCCCUGCUGCCGGGGCUCCAGGAGUUCCGGGUGGACAACACCACCUCAGUGUCGGUCCCCAUGCUCUCGGGCACUGGUACCUUCCACUACUGGAGCGACGACCAGAACAACCUCUCAGUGAUCCGCGUGCCCCUCAGCGCCCAUGCCAGCCUGCUGCUCAUCCAGCCACACACCUUCGACCUGCACAAGGUCGAGGCCCUCACCUUCCAGCACAACUUCCUGACCUGGACCAAGAACCUGUCUCCCCGGGCCAUCCGCCUGACAAUGCCCCAGCUGACACUGCAAGGGUCCUAUGACCUGCAGGACCUGCUGGCCCAGACCAAGCUGCCCACGCUGCUAGGUGCUGAGGCAAACCUGCGCAAAAUCAGUGAUGAUGACCUCAGGGUUGGAAAGGUGCUGAACAGCGUCCUUUUUGAGCUCAAAGCAGACGAGGGAGAGCAGCCCACGGAGUCCGCCCUGCAGCCGGCCGGGCCCGAGGCCUUGGAGGUGACGCUGAACAGCCCAUUCCUAUUGGCCGUCUUGGAGCGAGAAUCAGCUGCCCUGACCUUCCUGGGCCGUGUGGCCAACCCCAUAAGUGCCGCCUGAGGCUUGGCCCUGGCAUCACCAGGGCCACCAGCGUGCCACCACCAGUCACCACCCAUCUCCAUUCUCUUCCAUGGAGUCUGCCUAGAGCCAAGAGCGGCGCUGCUCUGAGAACCAUGCUGUGUACAAAGGGUGGCAGCCCAGGGCAGGUGCCGGGCAGAGCCGAGUCUGGCACAGACCCCGUUCCCCAAAGAGCUUGAACACACCGGCUUAUUGGUGAAACCUGAAACACAUUCCCUUUUCACUGAGAACAGGCAUUGGGCUUUAAAACAAAAACAUCCAUUUUCUUUCAUUGCCCCAGACUCACCUAUGGCUUAUUGAGUAUGGCGACCUGCAGGAAACCACAGUGCCUUCCUUUCUCUAAAUUUCUUGGUAUUUCUUUCCCCUGAUACUUGUGGUUUUUGAAAAACACAUCAUGAAAACACAAGCCUGUGAAUGUAUGUUAGACCGUAAUCCUGCGGCUGGUUAUCCCUGUGUUAUUAAUAAAUGUCUUGCAACAAUAAACAAAAAGGAAACACUC
Molecule: messenger RNA, 2271 nt
Organism: Sus scrofa (pig)
Lineage: Eukaryota; Metazoa; Chordata; Mammalia; Artiodactyla; Suidae
Gene: AGT
Product: angiotensinogen
Biological process (GO): regulation of systemic arterial blood pressure by renin-angiotensin; regulation of apoptotic process
Molecular function (GO): serine-type endopeptidase inhibitor activity
Source: RefSeq, a predicted model, not a curated record